Molecule: messenger RNA, 2339 nt
Organism: Jatropha curcas
Lineage: Eukaryota; Viridiplantae; Streptophyta; Magnoliopsida; Malpighiales; Euphorbiaceae
Product: Pentatricopeptide repeat (PPR) superfamily protein
Biological process (GO): RNA modification
Molecular function (GO): protein binding; RNA binding
Source: RefSeq, a predicted model, not a curated record
AGAGGAGAAAAAUUGACGCGUGUCUCCAAUGAUUUCUCCCUCUUUAACAUGCAAACUAAGUAAUUGUCUUUAAUUUCACAUCCUUCAAAGCAAACAAAGUAAUUAUCUGUUUUCUGUGGAAUGAAUACACAUGAUUCCACGAAUGAAUGAGGCCACUGAGCUCAGCAAUUGAAAGCUCGAGGCAUGCUUUGUAUAAAAUCUUUAUAACCCAUUGUCAGACUAUCAAAUUAGGAGAGAUAGCAGAUAUUUACACUGCAAACAACAUUCUCAGUCAAUACACGAGAUGCCGCUGGGGAGGAGUAACUAUCGCUUUGAAACUGUUCGACGAAAUGCCCCAAAGAGAUACCGUUACUUGGAACACAAUGAUUGCUGGUUAUGUCAAUUCUGGAAACUUCGGGGCUGCUUGGGAUUUGCAUAAAUCUAUGAAAAGAUUAGGUUUUGAGGCUGAUGCCUAUACUUUUGGAAGUAUACUUAAAGGAGUUGCUCAUGGUUGUAAUCUUGAUCUUGGACAGCAACUGCAUUCCUUGAUAGUUAAGAUUGGUUUUGAGGAGAAUGUUUAUGCCGGAAGUGCUCUUUUGGACAUGUAUGCGAAGUGUGAGAGACUUGAUGAUGCGUUUGUUGUGUUUCAGUGCAUGCCACAGCGUAAUUCUGUCUCGUGGAAUGCACUUAUUGCUGGUUUUGUACAAAAAGGCGAUCGUGACACUGCAUUUUGGUUAUUAGAUUGUCUGGAAAUAGAAGCGGUUAGUCCUGAUGAUGGAACUUUUUCUCCACUUCUUACCUUGCUUGAUGAAGAUAGGUUUUACAAGUCAACAAUGCAGCUUCAUUGUAAAAUUAUAAAAUAUGGUGUGGAUUUUGAUAACACCGUAUGCAAUGCCACAAUAACUUCAUACUCGGAAUGUGGUUCUUUAGAGGAUGCAGAAAGAGUUUUUGGUGGUGCUUUUGGCACCCGAGAUGUAGUUACUUGGAAUUCCAUGUUAGCAGCUUACUUAACACAUGAUAGGAAAGAAGUUGCCAUUAAACUAUUCCUUGACAUGCAACAGUUUGGGUUUGAGCCAGACAUUUAUACUUACACCAGUGUUAUAAGUUCUUCUUCACAUAAAGAUCAUGGAAAAUCUUUGCAUUGCUUGGUGAUCAAGAGGGGGCUAACAAAAUCUGUGCCCAUAUGUAAUGCAUUAAUAGCUAUGUAUCUUGAACCUAAUUAUAAAUCCAUGGAAGAUGCAUUACAUGUGUUUCAUUCCAUGGAAUCGAAGGAUCGUGUCUCCUGGAAUUCCAUUUUGACUGGAUUCUCACAAACUGGAUGUAGUGAAGAUGCGCUGAAAUUCUUUGAGCAUAUGAGAUCUUUGGGGGUCGAAAUUGAUGAUUAUGCAUUUUCUGCGGCUCUUAGAUCUUGCUCGGAUUUAGCAACACUCCAACUAGGCCAACAAAUUCAUGUCUUGGUAGUUAAAUCAGGCUUUGAGAUGAAUGACUUUGUAGCUAGUUCAUUGAUUUUCAUGUAUUCUAAAUGUGGGAUCAUUGAGGAUGCUCGAAAAUCUUUUGACGGGAGUACCAAAAAUAGCUCGAUUACUUGGAAUUCCAUUAUGUUUGCCUAUGCACAACAUGGACAGGGUGAUGUUGCAUUGAACCUCUUCUUCCAAAUGAGGGAGAGGAUGGUGAAGGUGGAUCAUAUAACUUUUGUCGCAGCUUUGACUGCAUGUAGCCACGUUGGAUUGGUCGAACAGGGCCGCUAUUUUCUAAAAUCUAUGGCAUCAGAGUAUGGCAUUUCACCUCGGAUGGAGCAUUAUGCUUGUGCAAUAGAUCUUUUUGGUCGAGCUGGGCAUCUAGAUGAGGCAAAAGCCUUGGUGGAAUCGAUGCCACAUAAACCUGAUGCAAUGGUGUGGAAAACCCUAUUAGCUGCCUGCAGGGCUUGUGGAGACAUAGAAUUAGCUGCUCAAGUAGCAAGUCAUCUACUAGAGCUAGAGCCUGAAGAGCAUUGCACUUACGUUAUACUCUCUAACAUGUAUGGAGAUCUUAGAAGGUGGGAUAAGAAAGCGCACAUAACGAGGUUGAUGAGGGAGAGGAAGGUGAGAAAGGUCCCUGGUUGGAGUUGGAUAGAGGUUAAGAAUGAGGUUCAUGCUUUCAAUGCUGAUGAUAGAUCACACCCUAAUUACGAAGAGAUGUAUCAGAUACUGGGAGAACUGAUCAGCGAAAUCAAGUGGUUGGAUUCUGUUGCUAGUUUAGAUUGUUUGAUUGAUGAUUCUUAUCACAUGUAAGGAUACUUCAGCCAUAGAUGCUGGCCAUUUGUAUUAAUUAUUCAUUAAUUCUGGGAAUAAGUAGAUUCAUUAUCCUUAAUUCCUUAUGAA